Messenger RNA from Limulus polyphemus (Atlantic horseshoe crab), 4818 nucleotides. RefSeq names its product UPF0687 protein C20orf27-like. The transcript is spliced from 7 exons. The coding region runs from base 149 to 670 and encodes 173 amino acids. NCBI's taxonomy places the organism in Eukaryota, Metazoa, Arthropoda, Merostomata, Xiphosura, Limulidae. The record is from RefSeq and is a predicted model, not a curated record.
CGCGCUGAACAAGAAAACCAUUGAAGUAUUUCUGUGCAAGAGUUACUUUCGCGCGUAAAAAGAUUGGAGCCUGAUAUUUUACAAGAAUUUAAAAGGAGAAUUGAUAAUUUCCUGAAAAUUAAAUGAUUUUACAUCGAACAUAGGUACCAUGGAAAUUGAAGCUUUUCAUGAACAUGAAGGGGAUCACCAUCGUGUCCAUUUCAAUGAGGAUUCGGAUACUUUUGGCCAUGAUGCGGAUAUCAUUAUUCAUCCAUUGAAUGAUACACAUAUUAAUGUUCAUCUAGGUUUUUUACAGAUUCGCCAUAGAUAUGAGGUAUCUUUUGUGUUCCACAGUAAAGAGACAACAGGACCACUUGCUGUAAGAAAUCAAAACCCUCCAAAUCUUAACCUCAGGGUCACUGACCUCAAUCCAGUAGAAGGAAUACACGGAGGACCAGAAAUACCGUAUCGAAUCACCAUAGAGCUGUUCGCUUACAAAGAGAAACUACUCCGUGAACAGAUCGUACUAGAAGCCUGUGGUAAUUCAAUAUUUACCAUAACUCUGGUACUUCAUGCUCGAGUUCUUGGUAAGGGUAAAGGCACUCCAUUUCUGAAGAGUGGAAUACACUGUAUUGGUCAAGAAAUGGAAGAAGAAGAGUCGGAGUACAGUGAUUGGCAAGGUUUUGAAUAAGGUUUGUCAGUGACAUCCAACCUGCCAACUCCCAUUUUAGUUACAACUUCAGAGUUAAAGGAUACAAGUGUUAAUGGGGAGGGGGUAUGAGUAGCUAACUAAGAAUGAUAGAAAAAAGAUCCUUAUUAGUUUCUGCCAUUUGGUGCCUAUUCAAGUGUGAUUGGAGAUCAUCCCAUAACAAAAGACUAGAUUUAGAAGUUGGUUUCUUAACUUCGUUGUAUUGUUUUUAUUAUAAUCAUUAUUAUCUUUAUAGCUAAAGUUAUACAACAAACUCGUAUCUCUAACAUAUGUACAGCAUGCGACACUUUUAUAUAAAACAGGUGAAUUUUUAUAGCAUCUCGAGUGUAAUUAAAAAGAAAAAAAUAGCCUUCUCAUUACUGAAAGAUUCCUUCGUGGCUGACUUUGUCAUAGAAAUAUGUUGUUGUUAUUUUUUAUGUGUAAAAGUCUUGAAACAGUUAAGGUAGUUUGUGGUUGAACUUUUUCUGACUGUAAAAAUAACAAAUUCAAAAGAUCAGCCCUAGUUGUCAGGUGUAUCCAUUUUAUACCACCUCCUGCUUAAUCUAUGUUUUGUUAUAAUCAUGAAUGGGGGAGUACUGUGUCGUUUAUAAAAAAAUCUGUGCUGGAGAUUUUCGCCAAGAUGGAACCACUUCAGAAAAGUCUGACAUGCACAUACAUACAUACAUACAUAACGGACUUUGUUCAUCUGCUACAAUUCUUUUCACUUCAUAUUCGAACCAUCUUUCUAAUAUAAUCACAUGCCUGUACGAUUAUUUAUUCCAUAGGCCUACUGUUGGUGAUAAUCGCUCAUGUUCUGAUAAAGUCUGAGAGAAAAAAUUUAUUUGUGAAUGCUCUGAAUAUUACUACACCCAGUUCAAUUGUUCAUGUGUAGACAGAGCUUGGUGAUGUAUAUUUUCUGAUUUCCUGGACAAGUUCGUUUAAUGUAUCAAAAUAGCACAACUAUAAUCUUGAUGAAACUAACCAUGCCAUACCUUACUGAUAAAACAGUAUGUAACGCACUGUAGCUGUGAUUUUUAGUGAUGUCAUUAUAAAAGUGUUAUCUAUAUACUCGAGACGUGAAUACUUGCCUGUAACAGUUCAGCACAAUGUUAUAUAUUUAUUGCUCACAUUAUUAUUCAUAGAUAUCAGCCUUUUUUAUAUAACUGAUGCCUUCAUGUAUAUAUAUAUAUAUAUAUAUAAUGAUAUUUUAGACUUCUGGUUAAUAGAAUUAUACUGAUUGAAAAUUAGUGCAUCAUUUUUCAAAUCUGGUGUAUCAGCACAUUUAACCAGGUUUCAGUACAAAUACUAUCUUUUAUAUUAACUUUUUGCCAAAGUGUGGUCUGUUUAUUAUCUACACUAUAUAUUAAACAGUGCUGGUCACCAUCUGAAAAAAAAAAAGUUACCUUGUAAAUAACAUAAUUUUAAGAACAACUUGGUCUAUGUAUAAACUUUCGAUAGACUAGCAUGUUGUCUUCUUUAUGGAGCUUCACAUUCAUAAACGUGUAGCUUUGGAAAUCAAAAUAAUUACUUAAAAACAGUGCAUAUGAUACUGGCUAUAAUCUUGCAUACUUUUUUAUAUUCUAUACUUUAAAUGCUUUUCAUCAUCUUGUUUUUUCUGACUAAGACAGUUAUCUUUACAACAUGAACAAUAGAAGUCCCUGAGUGCCAGACACAGCUAAUAGCUGGUAGAUAAUCUAAGUACUUGCACUGUGACUCUGGAGAAUAUUUUAAAUGUCUCGUAGAACCCAAAUCCUUUCCAGCUUCUUGAAUUAAUGCAUGAACCUUAACUGAAUCUUUUGUUGUUGUUCUUGCAAGACAUGUCAUUUUAAUAAGUAUAUUUUAUUCAUAUUUGGAGUUAGAGAUACGCAUUAUAAAGUGUUGGUUGAUAUUAUGCAGUCAUGUAGUUGAUAAUAUAUGUAUAUAUAUGGUUGAUGAUGGAGUAAUUUGAAUUAUAAUAUGAAAACAUGUUAAUAAUUACACAAGUGUUUCAUGUUCUAGCCUCUGCAGGUGGUUAUUGCAAUAAGGCAAACCAAUCAUAGCAAGCAGUUAGUUUUUAUUUGUGUUAGCACAUUGGGCUGUCUGAGCUGUAUCCACUAAGUGGAUUGAGCUCUGAAUUCUAGCAUUACAAGUCCUUAAACUUACUGCUAAGUUAUUGGGAAACUCAGUUUCUGACUUGUGCGUUUGUAUCCAUUUUUCCUUGUGGCUUCAUCCACCAAAAUCGUGGAACAGGUAAAUGAUCAAAUGGACAGAGGAGGACGUUUGUUCACUAUCAGUUAUUAUUCAAGUGGUAUCUCGUUGAAAUGCUUCUUUCUAUGUAUUUUAAGUCCAAGAGGUCAGCGAGAACAAAGUGACGGAUGUUUACACUUCAUUCAGAGAGGUAACUGUUGCAUACAAAAUUUGUAUGUGCAAUAUUAUUAUUAUUAGAAAACAUUUAAAAUGUUUGACCACACUAACUAUAAGAUCAUUUUAUGUAGAUUAUGAUUCUAUUAGAAUAUCUUAACUUUUUGAAAUAUCAUAUCUGAAAAAAAAAUUUAAUACACGCAAGAAUUUCAUGGUCAUUUAAACAGUUUUGAACAUUUGACUAGUUUUUAACAAAAAUUCUUAUCCAUACAGUACUUCAUAACAUAUCAAAACAUUUAAACAAUGCAAGUUGCCAGUGUUCAAGUGGUGAGCUUAUUGAUACCAGUGUACAUCUGAAAAAUUUGAUAUAUUUUCACGGAUAUGUUACAUAAAAUGGUACACCAAAAGUGUCAUUGGCUACUAAAUUCAAAUCAACAGUGACAAAACUUACUUAGCCCAGUUUAAAAUGGUGGAAAUCAAUAUGAAUAUAAACACAUUAAUAAAUGUAGUGCAUAUAUUAAAAAAAAAUACAAGCAAGUGUAGUAGUAAAGUGAUUAUUUGGAGUAAUCUUUAUGACCCCCAAAGUGUCUCCAGAUGGAAUGAACUUCAUUCAUUAUAGAACAUGUAAUAAGAAUAAAACAAAUCCAUAUACCUUGCAAACGCCUUUUAACUAGUCCGUAUUUACCUCUUAUACCACUGUAUUGUAUCAUCUUAUUUUAUGGUCACAUUAGUUACAUAUCACAUAUUAUAGCUUUGGUACAGCUUUAUUUUAUGUAAGAUUCACUUUUCGUUAUCAGUCACUGGUCAGUUCAUGAUUAGAUUUUUUUUUUCAUUGCUUUGCCACAGAACUUGAAGUAAAAUUGGUAAUGUCUAUUGAUGUGAUUAGAAUUAAUGGUGUCGAGGAUUGCCGUGAAUUUGGGUAGGACAAAAAAAUUAAAUAUUUUCUUACUGCCCAAAUAGAUUAAUUAAAUCUCAGAUGUUUGUAAUGGUUUUGAGUAAUAUUUGUUAAGGGAAUGAAGCCACCUAUUGGUCAACAUACUAGUUACUCAGGCUGACGGUGGGUGAGUACAUCCCAUCAUGUGAUGAAUAUGUUAAUCUAAGAAAAUAGUAACAAUAUCAUUUGACUUUAAUUUUUCCAUACUAUAGCUUGUGUUGUCUUAAAACUUCAGUUGCAAUGGUCAGGGACUGAGCAUGGAGGAAUUCUGCUUCUUUGAACUGUGUAGUUGUGCUGUAUUCGAGAAAUUUUUAAGGGAUUAACCUUACUGCUAAACUUUAUAUUUGUCAAACAUAUAUAAUUGUUAUCUUCAAUUACAAGUAACAGUUUCUACUGAUAUUUGAAAGAAACCUGUAAGAUAUACAUUGUUUCUCUUCAAUUUUAUUAUCUUGACUCGAAGGUGCCUGCUGUGAUUAUUCUUAAUGUUCUAAAGUACUAUUUCUCAGAACAGUUUCUUGUAUCAAGGUUGUUUUCUUCCUAACAAUGUAGUUAAACUUGUGCCAAGAUAGUCUUUCUAUGUUUUGAAAUUUGCAAAGCAUUUCUGAAUACCAUUUUCAAAUGUUAACAAUCAAACUACGUCUUUGGAGGUAUAUGUGGAGUAGUAUGCCAUUCUUGUUCUGGCUAUCACUGAAAUAUUUAUUUUUAAGCUUUGAAUACACGAACUGAUGUGUAAUUUGUCUGUAUAACAAACUUGAAAUGUUUUUCAAUUAAAAUACAAUAAUUGAGAGUUCAUCAAGAGGAUAGAUUGUAUUGAAAGUUUGGCUUUACAAGUUCUGUUGAUUUUUUUUCAAUGAAUGUUAUGUUUCGUGUUAUUCUU